This is a messenger RNA of Effrenium voratum, 1506 nucleotides long. The record is from the annotation of a GenBank genome assembly. NCBI's taxonomy places the organism in Eukaryota, Dinophyceae, Suessiales, Symbiodiniaceae.
AUGGGUACCAUGGACAGCGAGAAGGCAAAGCGCAUCACGGUCCUGGCCGAGCAGCAGAGGAAGUCGCUGGAGGCAGGACGCCUUGACGAGGCUGACGCGAGAGAAGAUGCGAAGGAUGAAGCGAUUGCGGAAGCGCUGCAAGAAGAAGACUUAGGCUACGACCUCAAGGAGCCAAAGAUGAGGAAGGAGUUGAAGGUGCCGCGGUGGUUACGACCCUGCUACAACACCUGCUACAACAAGACCUUCCGCAGGCUGCGCAAGCAGCUGCGGCCUGUGGUGCGCCAUGUCUACUUCGACAUCGCGACCACGCUCAUCAUCUUUGUUAGCGCCAUUGUCAUGGGCAUCGAGGCGGAAGUCUGGAACCCCAACGGCGACACCCCCAAGCCCGUGUGGAUCGACCCGGUCAUGUGGCUUGUCAACUGCCUCUUUCUUGCGGAGUGGGUGCUUCGCUUCAUCGUUGGCGGCGGCCUGUGGCUGAAGGAGACGCUUAACAUCGGAUUCACCUUUGCCGCCUGGGCGCCUUUCAUCCUGUCGGCCAUGGGUGACACGGUAGAAAUCGUGAGAAUUGUGCUGAGGAUGCUGAGAUUUGGCAAGGCUAUCCACACCAUCAAGAAUGUCAAGGGCUUCAAGGUCAUUUGGCUACUGCUUUCCGGCCUGUUUGCGUCUGCAGGGACGCUGUUUUGGUCCUGCUUGCUGCUGGCGACUUCAGUGUUAUUUUUCAGCAUCAUAGCUGUAGACCUCAUUGGCUACGCCGACGCCUGGACGUAUCAGCCGGAGGACGCCGUCCCGCGGUGGUUCACCGACAUCCGCAGUGCCAUGUUUACCAUGAGCCGGUUUAUGAGUUCCGAUGGCGCCAUGGACGUGGUGGAAUAUCUCAUGCAGGUGCCCUGGGCGAAGGAGGACACACCAUAUCCUACAGAGGGCCAGCCUCACAUUUGGAUCUUCCUCUUCGCCUUCCAGGCACUUUCCCAGUAUGUGAUCCUGAAUCUUGUCACAGCAGUCAUCUGCGACAACUCGAUGAAGAUUGUUAGCGAGGAUGAGGCCAACCGCGCCGCGGAGGCGGAGGAGGAGAAGAAGCGCCAAAUCGAGGAGCUGCGCGAGCUCUUCAAACUCCUGGACUCCGAUGGCAGUGGGGAGGUGGACACGGCCGAGUUCGAUGGCGCCUUUGAGAUCCCCGCCUUGAAGAAUAAGCUGCUGCUGCUGGGUCUCGAAGAGUCCGAGCUGAAGCGCUUCUUCCGGGCGCUGGACACGGACGGCUCUGGGUCCAUGGGCAUCGAUGAGUUCUGCGAGGGCAUCCCGGAGCUUUUUGGGCAAGCCACGGCCUUCACCAUGCUCAAGGCCAAGAAGAAGGCAGAGAAGGCAGAAAGACAGCUCAGGCGGAUCAAAGAGAAGUCUGGGAAGCUGGAUGCAAGCGAUCAGCCAGAACUCUUCUGGAGAGCUGGAGAUCCAGGAGGAUAUCAAGAAACUCCAAGCAGAAGUGGAGGGGCGGCUCACGCGCCUGGAUGA